Morchella sextelata is the source of this 2631-nucleotide messenger RNA. RefSeq lists its product as uncharacterized. Gene Ontology annotation, biological process: mitochondrial tRNA 3'-end processing. Gene Ontology annotation, cellular component: mitochondrion. The record is from RefSeq and is a predicted model, not a curated record. The transcript has a single exon. Gene Ontology annotation, molecular function: 3'-tRNA processing endoribonuclease activity. Bases 1 to 2631 code for a protein of 876 amino acids. NCBI's taxonomy places the organism in Eukaryota, Fungi, Ascomycota, Pezizomycetes, Pezizales, Morchellaceae.
AUGAAGGUUCAAUGCCAGAUUAUCACCACCCCAGCCGAUGAUUCUCCGGGAACCACUCUGUUACUCCAUUUCGACCAACAACGUUAUAUGAUUGGUCAAAUCGGUGAAGGUGCACAGCGAGCAUUUAUCGCACGAAGCGCACGGCUCAAGAAAAUAUCGAAUAUUUUUCUCACCGGGCGAACACAAUGGCAGAAUACCGGCGGGCUCAUCGGAUUUCUCUUGACUUUGGGAGAUAAGGAGGAAGGGAAGACUUUGGAUGCAGCGAGGCUGGGCAAGCCAAACAUUGCAGCAAGCUCGGGGGUUACUGUUCAUGGUGGCGAGAACUUAAUGCACACACUUGCUACCGCUCGACCUUUCGUUUUCAGGAAAGCCAUGAAACUGAAAGUUCGGGAAAUUCCACAGCAAUCUGAAAAACUAUUACCUGCGAGAACGCCAUACUAUGGCGAUGAAAAUUUGACGGUUCAUGCUAUGCAUAUCUUUCCUGAUGGCCAUAAAAAGUUGGUAGUUGUUGGAGUAGGAUCGGAGAAAUCCUCAGAAGAAAGUAGUCCAAGCGACGAUGAGACUAAAAGGAAGCGUUCUUUUGAAGAUUUUUCGGGCAAAGAAAGUGUACAGAAAGCUCAAAACCGAAAGUCAAUCCUUCAAGGUGUGGUUGAGAACAUGUUUUGUUCUGACUGGACCAUGGAUACCAUGAUGGAAGAUUCUGCGCCUGUCAACGAAAACGAUAUGAUGAGAAAUUCGGCCAGUGGAGACUCAAAGAGGCAGCGCAGCUCUCCGCCGACCAAUGAUGCUUUCACGACCCAGGAACAUGACUUUCAACUUUCCACCAGGCCUCCGCCACCAGGAAAAACCAGAGCUCCAUGGCCAGCAUCAACUGUGACACAUCUCCCACGCUCCAAACCUUCUGAAAUUUCAUUAUCUUAUUUGUUUACCCUUCGCCCCGUCCGUGGAAAAUUCUUGCCCAAAAAAGCCAUCUCUCUCGGUGUAAAACCCGGUCCAGAUUUCUCUAAAAUCUGUAACGGCGAAUCAAUUGUUGUCGCCGAUGGCAAGAUUGUUAGACCGGAAGACGUAAUGGAACCAACUAAACCAGGUACUGGAUUUGCUGUCUGCGACCUGCCCGAUCCAGCAUAUAUCAAUGAUUUCCUAGCGCGAGAUGAAUGGAGGGAUAUAGAAAGACUCAAAGUAGAAGUUGAAUGUUUUUUCUGGAUCCUGGGUAAAGGAGUCAUAAAAGAUCAGAACUUAAGGAAGUUUAUGAAAAAUAUGGCACACGCCCGGCAUGUGGUCAGCUCUCCAGAUGUUUGCCCAAAUACCAUCUUUUACCAGGGGGCUGCAGGCGCUGCGACAAAGCUUAAUAUGAUGGAUGAGAGCUUUUUCCCUAUACCUCUUUCGAGCAAUAAGGCAUCGAUUGAAGAUUUAGAGGGGAUUGAGCCUGCAUUGCCAGGGCUUGUUUGGCAACUGGAACCAAAACGGGAGCUACUGAAGGCCGGUGUUAUGGAAUUUUUCGACGUGGAGAAGGCUGUGGAGGACACAGAGCCUGAUUAUGUCCAGUUGGCCAAAACGGUCAAAACCCAAACCUUGGGAAAUACAGCAGAAACGUUUAAGGAGACUCCGUGGAAAGAUGUGGAGAUCAUCACUCUUGGUACUGGAUCCGCAAGUCCCAGUGGAUAUCGGAACGUGUCAGCGACCCUUGUAAGGGUACCUGAUGCUGGAAGCGUUCUCUUUGAUUGUGGUGAGAGUACGGUUGGACAACUAAGGAGGCUAUAUACAUCAACAGAGUUAGCUGGGGUGUUAAAAGACUUGAAGGCGAUCUACAUCUCACAUCUACAUGCGGACCAUCAUCUUGGUACCACUGCUGUGCUGAAAGCUUGGUAUAACGAAGUUCACCUCAAGAACGAGGAAGUUAUUGGAGAUGGAAUCAUGAAUGUUGUGGCCCCGUGGAAAUUUCUAGUCUGGUUAAAGGAAUACGCAGAUGUCGAAGAGUUUGGGUUCUCAAAGAUUCGCUUCGUAGCCUGUGGGGAUAUCCCAUUGAGAGCAAGAGAGCAGGCAAGAGAUCGCUCAAUCAUCACUAGCAUCAACAAGCUCCCUGAUGUUCUCAACUCCAUGUCGCUAAAGGAUAUUCAAACUUCACCUGCUGUCCACUGUCAAGGUUCUUUUGUAACGGCUUGGACAUGGAAAAACGGGUUUAAACUCGCAUAUUCUGGUGACACUCGGCCCACGUCUGGCUUUGUCAAGAUCGGAAAAGACGCCACAGUACUUUUACAUGAAGCUACGUUCGAUGAUGAAUUACAGGCCGAAGCAAUCGCGAAGAAACACUCGACGACAUCUGAAGCUUUGAGGGCAGGGAUGGAUAUGGGUGCAAAGGGGGUCAUCCUGACACAUUUCAGCCAAAGAUACCCAAAGUUGCCAGUUUUCUCAACUAAGGGGGAUGGAAAUGGGAUGGACAUUGUCCUUGCGUUUGAUCUAUGUAGGAUUCGCGUGGGUGAUAUGGGGAGGUUUGCAGGGUUUUUUCCGGCAUUAAGAGAACUCUACAGAUACGAUGACGAUGUGGUGGCAAAUCUUGAUGAAGAGGAAGAGGAAGAGAUCAAGGUCGAGGUGGGAGCGCAAAAGAAGAAGCCAAUGAAAGAGAAAAAAUGA